AUGUGGAAGCCUUCAGAGCGCCUGAUGGAAACCAUCAGGCACUAUGCCAGCUUCCCCGCAACCGGUGUCUCGCUGCGGCAGAUGGUCCAAUUCGGUGACCGUCCCUCAACAGGCACUUUAUUCCGCGCUUCCCAAUUUCUCUCUGAGGAGCUCCCGAUCCGGCUCGCCCAUCGCGUGCAGGAUCUGGGGGAGCUGCCAGAUGGACUAAGCGAGAUGCCAUCGAUCAAAAAAGUCCAGGACUGGUAUGCGCAGUCUUUUGAGGAAAUCAUUGCUCUUCCUCGCCCAACCCUGACUCAAGAAGUGAAAACCCGCCUACUGCGACCAGGCCGGAUGAGCGGCGGAUUCUCGAAAAUCCUCUCUGAAACGACUCAAAACCCCAGCGUGCGCGAGGGCCAGUACCGGUCAUCCGUGACCGCAGGCAAUGGAAAUGGUGUUGGCAAACAGCCCGCCGCGGGUCGACGAUAUUUCUUCCCCGCGGAUGACCGCGGAGAUUGGCCUCCGGAGCUCAACGACUACAACCAACGAUUCGCUAAGACCCUCCAGCAGAUCAAGCGGCGCCACGACGGGGUCGUCACCACCGUGGCGCAAGGUAUUCUCGAAUGGAAACGCGUGCGGCAGCGCAUGCAGAUCGACUCUACGAUUCAGUCCUUCCUCGACCGGUUCUACAUGUCCAGAAUCGGUAUCCGAAUGCUCAUCGGCCAACACAUCGCACUCACGGAACAAACGCACGUCAAACACCCCAACUAUGUCGGAAUCAUCUGUACCAAGACCAACGUCCGGGACAUUGCACUCGAGGCUAUCGAGAAUGCCCGCUUCGUCUGCGAGGAUUACUAUGGUCUCUUCGAAGCGCCCAAGGUGCAGCUGGUCUGCAAGGAGGACUUGAACUUCAUGUAUGUCCCGGGACACCUAUCGCACAUGCUCUUCGAGACUCUCAAGAACUCGCUGCGCGCGGUCGUCGAACAACAUGGCGCCGACAAAGACGAAUUCCCCGUGACCAAGGUCAUCGUCGCCGAAGGCAAGGAAGACAUCACGAUCAAGGUCUCAGACGAAGGUGGUGGUAUCCCCCGGUCGUCCAUUCCUCUCGUGUGGACCUACAUGUACACAACCGUGGAGCAAACACCCAAUCUGGACCCUGAUUUCGACAAGAACGACUUCAAGGCGCCAAUGGCUGGCUUCGGAUACGGUCUACCCAUAAGCCGACUGUACGCACGGUACUUUGGCGGUGAUCUAAAACUGAUCAGUAUGGAGGGCUACGGAACCGACGUCUACCUCCACCUCAACCGCCUCUCUUCAACCCCCGUCAUGAGAGACGGUCGGGUCCGGAUCACCACCUCGCACCGCCUGCAACCAUUCUACAAUGACCCGGAACACACACCCGCGCCGGCUCGAGGACUGACACUGAUGAACGCGCAGGCUCACUACGCCCGCAUGCGCAGCCGAGAGGUCUCGGAGCGUAAGCAGGUCGGAGACAUGGAGAGUCUGUUCCACUCGGAGCUGCGGAGGACAGGAGAGGAAGAGAUGUAA
This is a messenger RNA of Penicillium bovifimosum, 1524 nucleotides long. RefSeq names its product PDK/BCKDK family protein kinase. Bases 1 to 1524 code for a protein of 507 amino acids. The record is from RefSeq and is a predicted model, not a curated record. Gene Ontology annotation, biological process: regulation of glucose metabolic process; protein phosphorylation. The transcript is spliced from 5 exons. NCBI's taxonomy places the organism in Eukaryota, Fungi, Ascomycota, Eurotiomycetes, Eurotiales, Aspergillaceae. Gene Ontology annotation, cellular component: mitochondrion. Gene Ontology annotation, molecular function: pyruvate dehydrogenase (acetyl-transferring) kinase activity.